AUGUUCACGAUAGACAUUAUAAAGUUCAGCGUCCUCGUGUCCCUCGCAUCCGCCGCGGAAUAUGAUCCAUGGUCGUUCGUACAGUUCAUGAUUUGCUGGUACAUAUUCUUAGUGGCUUUGGUUGUGAACACGCUUUUCGUCAAUUCUUUGUACGUAGUAUGUCUUUGUUUUCGCGAAGUCAGCAGAUCUCUGGAGAAAUUGAGGAUGAGUCUGGUUACUGACGAACCUCAUGUGCUCAGAAGGGUGUAUCAUUCGCAGAAGAAUCCCACGCUGCUCUCGGAGCUGAAGACGCUUAGGAGACAGCAUCUGCAACUUUGCAAAAUUAUUGAUACGGCGAAUGAGACCUUCGGCCGUGAGACCAUUGCCAUCAUCUCGUUGACCAUGAUAACUAUCACGUUCAAUUUGUUUGUGUAUUUGUCAGAAAAUACUUACGAUGGUAAGAUCGUGCGUUUGUGGUCGAUGCAGCUGGAGUAUCUCGUUUAUAACUGCCACGGUCUGAUCUUUAUGGCUGUGGUGUGCGAGAUGGUGAAGGAUCAAGCGAAGAAUAUUGGUUACAACAUACAUCGGAUUCUCGUGAUUACCUUCGAUGAGGAGAUCAUCACCGAGUUGUCGUCGUUUUCGAUGCAAGUUCUGCAGCAGAACCACACAAUCGUGGCGAAAGGGCUAGUGAUAGACAUCACCCUGUUGACAAAGAUAGUGGGAAUCAUCGCGACCUAUCUGCUGAUCCUAAUACAAUUCCUUCUGAUGACACCGUGCUGA
Molecule: messenger RNA, 759 nt
Organism: Megalopta genalis
Lineage: Eukaryota; Metazoa; Arthropoda; Insecta; Hymenoptera; Halictidae
Source: RefSeq, a predicted model, not a curated record